AUCCCUUUUUGACUAUUGCAACACCACAACGCAAAAGGAUCCCCCAGAACGCGAAUGAAGAAUAACUGGAAGAAUAUCACGUACAAACCCAACUUUUAAUUCCCGGUGGUCAUAGGAUUAUUUUCUAUUCUUUUACUUCUUCCAAUUAUCCUCUUUAUUCAUUAUUAUUACUAUUGUUAUUAGUUUUCUUAUCAUCUCAAUUUCUGCGGUCUCCUAUAUUUUCUACUUUUUUACUUUCCGUCACCGCCCACAUCUAUAUAGGUAUACUACAAUGACAGCACGCCAAUCAUCACCUACAUCAGACAACUCUCAUUCGGACAACAAUGUUCGCAAGAGGGUAUGUAAGGCAUGCGAUCGGUGCAGACUGAAGAAAUCUAAGUGUGAUGGAGGCAACCCAUGUGGUCGCUGUAGGACAGACAAUGCCAUUUGUGUUUUUGGCGAGAGGAAGAAGGCUCACGAUAAAGUGUACCCUAAGGGAUAUGUUGAGAUGCUCGAGCAACAACAAGCGUGGCUAGUGUAUGGGCUUCAAGAGCUAUAUCGACGUACCACUGAAGGAGAAGGGUGGCCUGGGGAACCAUUGAAAUGCGAAGCCAACGGCCACCCCCUCACUCACGACCUGCUCACCCGGUUGGGCGCUUUGGACCAGAGCAAAGGCGAGCGUUUUGAGGAAAACACCGAGUCUAUGCAGCAAGAACUAUGGAAGCAGAACGCAGGGCAUAUGCAGCGCCAGGACUCGUCAGACGGCAGUUCAGAAAGCGCACAAUCGCCCAUUCUUCCCACCCGUUUCUCAGAUGCAUUUGCGCGACAACCACUUACUCCACCUACUUUCAGCCCUCCUUUGCGGCAAGGACCUACAAUCAAGACGGAGCCUCAAGUUGUGCCAAAUACACCUAGCUUCAUUCCACCGAUGGCUAUGCACGGGGACGUGGUCAACCCUCUCGCAUUACAAGAUCCACAACAAUGGUCGAAUAGCCUAGGGAGUUUCGACGAUAUGGACCUUAUGGCGACUGCCGAUUACAACAGCCUGUCAUUCGAUGACCCAGUCUCUUCUCCGAUGUUCAAUCGCCAAAUUCCAAUGAAUUGCAUGUCGUAUAUGGAUGCAAAGAAUGACUACGAAGAUAUUAGUCAAUUUUUGAAUGCGAAUCCACCGGAAAUAACGUCUAGCUGAGCCGCACAUAUCGACGGAAAGUUACGCUAGCGAAGCAUGGCUUUCUUCUGCUUCGACGAUACUUGCAUACGCCUAUGACGUGACGCAUGUACACUACACAUGUUUUUUCUUCGAUUUUCUGAAUGUUGUGGUUUCUAACUGAUGUUAUUUCUGGGCGGUGGCUCUGUUUACGAUAAGGUUGAAGGGUCCAUCCCACUGUA
Molecule: messenger RNA, 1368 nt
Organism: Aspergillus caelatus
Lineage: Eukaryota; Fungi; Ascomycota; Eurotiomycetes; Eurotiales; Aspergillaceae
Product: Zn(II)2Cys6 transcription factor domain-containing protein
Exons: 3
Coding region: 272-1168 (298 amino acids)
Biological process (GO): regulation of DNA-templated transcription
Molecular function (GO): zinc ion binding; DNA-binding transcription factor activity, RNA polymerase II-specific
Source: RefSeq, a predicted model, not a curated record